Molecule: messenger RNA, 387 nt
Organism: Ilex paraguariensis (yerba mate)
Lineage: Eukaryota; Viridiplantae; Streptophyta; Magnoliopsida; Aquifoliales; Aquifoliaceae
Source: the annotation of a GenBank genome assembly
AUGAAUUGGGAGCAGGCAAUCCUGAUCGAGCUAAGCACGCUAUGGCUUGAUAGUCAAGUAAUAAUACAUAAAUUUGCUUCAAUGACACUCCUGCUCCUAGUCUCGAUUAUGUUUGAUUCUGUCCAAGGAGUCUUAUCAGGGGUGGCCAGGGGAUGUGGUUGGCAGCAUCUUGCUGUUUGCAUUAAUUUGGCAACAUUCUAUUUCAUUGGCUUGCCAAUUGCUUGCAUCCUCGGAUUCAAGGUCAAACUACAUGCUACGGGAUUGUGGAUGGACUUAAUAUGUGGACUCUCCUGCCAAGCUGGUGGUCUGUUGCUUACACAGUGCACCAAAUGGAGUAGAGUGGAGUUCUCUAAAAACAGCAAGAGAGAUAAUCCAGUUCUAGUUUAA